GGCGCUCGGCUCCUUCGCCCUCGCGCUCGGCGCUCAGCCGCCGCGCCUGGUGAAGAUGGCGGCGGGCGCGGUGGGGCUGUGAGGCGGCGGGGCCGGGAGCGGCGAUGCUGGCGCUGCGGACGGCGCUGGGCCGCUGCCUGGCGGGGCCGGCCCGCCCCGGGGCCGCUUGCAGUCCAUUUAUUCAGACAGCCAGAUGUUACGCCAGACCCGUGAGAAGAAAGAGGAAAGAAAUCCCCAGCCAUUUGGAUGAUCUUCCGCCCACAAUGAUCAGGAAAGAUUAUGCCAAUGUCCCAAUAAUAGACAGUGUUGACGAUGUGGUGAAAAGACUGUUGUCUCUGGAGAUGGCCAGCCAGAAAGAGAAGAUGAAAAUAAAGAUACAGCAGCUGGUGGAGAAGGUCAGGAGGUCUCCCAGUGACAAUGGCUCCUUUGAGGUGCAAGUUGCUGUAUUGACUGCCAAGAUACGCACUUACGAGGAGCAUCUGCAGAGGCAUCCCAAGGAUAAAAGUAACCGCCGCCGCAUGCUGAUGGCUGUAGAUCGCCGGAGGAAGCUACUGGCGUAUCUGCGCCGCUCCCGCUAUGAUAUUUUUGAGAACACUUGCAAGCAGUUGAACAUCGAGUACAUCCCCCCGCCGGAGUACACCAGGAGGAUCACCAAGCGCUGGCUGGUGAAGAAAGCUUUCUGUCUGAAGGUUUUCCAGGAGGUUCAGAAGCUGAAAGCACCCGAGAGGCUGAAGCAGAGGAGAGAGCGGCAAGAGAGAGCCAGGGCUGCCAGGGAGGAAGCGGCGCGGUGCGAGGGGACACCUGUAUAGUGACGCAUGGCGACCGGUCUCUGACAAUAAACAACACCAUGAAGCUGC
Molecule: messenger RNA, 857 nt
Organism: Columba livia (rock pigeon)
Lineage: Eukaryota; Metazoa; Chordata; Aves; Columbiformes; Columbidae
Gene: MRPS15
Product: mitochondrial ribosomal protein S15
Exons: 8
Coding region: 105-809 (234 amino acids)
Biological process (GO): mitochondrial translation
Cellular component (GO): ribosome; mitochondrial small ribosomal subunit
Molecular function (GO): structural constituent of ribosome; RNA binding
Source: RefSeq, a predicted model, not a curated record